AUUUGGAUUUUAUCAUUUUUUUUUUCCUCCAAAUUUAUGAACACGUGUUGAGUCGUUUCUUCUUCGUUUCAAGAUCCAUUGACGUCCUCUGAUUCUCAGCUGAAACACAGCGUUUCCCUUAUGACUUUUGCUUACUAAAAUGGAUGUUCAACCAACAACCAGCCAAUUUGUAGGUUUCAGAAUCAGCGCCAUUUGAAGUUCUUCCCAUUUCUUCAAUGGAGCGGGAACAAAGCUGCUCCGCCAUGGGAGGUGGUGAAUCUAUCCCAAAUCAUCACCAAACGUUGAUUCUGAAAUCGAUUUUCUUCUUGGAUGGCUUCGGCGAUGUCUUACUCACUUCCAAUUCAGAUGGCUUGUUCUGGGAAUCGGUUGACUCCCCUGAAACUGAUGGUUCAGAUUGUUUGGGCAUUAAGCUUGCUCCUGAAGCUCCAGCAGAGGUCAAGUUUUCUGAUGUAUAUGGUGUUGAGUUUGACAACUUUGGAGUGAUUCGAAAAUCAAAACUUGGAAUUGCUCCAAGCUGUAUAUUAUGUGAUGAAUAUGAGAUGUAUAGAUUUACAGUGUACAGUUUUCAAAGAUCAAAAUCUCAGCCUGCUCAGUGGGUCCUGACUACAUUUACGUUCGGUCAUGAAGACCAGCAAACAUGUCAGAUGUGGGUAAAUCAGAUUGAUGCAUCUUUGGUCCUUCAAGAUGGGAGACCAAAGAAUCUUCUUGUUUUUGUUAAUCCAAGGAGUGGGAAAGGGAUAGGAAGUAGAACCUGGGAAGCAGUGGCUCCCAUAUUUUUACGGGCUAAAAUAAACACAAAGGUGAUUGUGACUGAAAGGGCAAAUCAUGCAUUUGAUGUAAUGGCAACUACUUCAAACAAGGACCUUAAAAUGUAUGAUGGUAUUGUUGCUGUUGGUGGAGAUGGUUUCUUCAAUGAGAUCCUCAAUGGUUUUCUUUUGUCAAGGCAUUUGGCACAUUACCCACCAACGCCUUCAGACAUCAUAGACUGCCGGCAGACUGAAGGUAACUAUCCUAAUGAAGCGAUAAAUGCAAUUGUCAAUGGAAGUGAAGAUCAGGCACCACUCCUGUCAAGUGCUAAACAUGGUGGAUUAGGACUCUCAACUUCUUCAGGGAACUCAACAGACCAUGCUUCUGAAUUUUCAGCAUUUCAUACAUGGUUUAGAUUUGGAAUCAUUCCUGCAGGUUCAACAGACGCUAUUGUGAUGUGUUCUACUGGAUGCCGAGAUCCUAUUACAUCAACCCUGCAAAUUGUCUUGGGUAAAAGAGUCCACCUUGAUAUAGCUCAAGUAGUAAGGUGGAAAAAGACUCCAACAUCAAAGUUUGAUCCUUGUGUACGCUAUGCGGCUUCUUUUGCUGGAUAUGGAUUUUAUGGAGAUGUCAUUGCAGAGAGUGAAAAAUUACGAUGGAUGGGGCCUAGACGCUAUGAUUAUGCUGGCACAAGAGUGUUCUUGAGGCAUAGUUCAUACGAAGCAGAGGUAGCCUAUGUAGAUACAAAGUCAGAAGACACUAAUGCAAAUGGGAAAAGAGUACUAUGUCGUAGCAAUUGUAGUAUUUGUAACACAAGGCCACACUUGCAGCAUUCUCAUACUGGCUCGAGUUCACUUCAGGAUGAAACUAGAUGGUUGAAAUCCAAGGGACGGUUCCUAAGUAUUGGUGCUGCUGUAAUCUCUUGUCGUAAUGAAAAAGCACCGGACGGCUUGGUAGCUGAUGCUCACCUUUCAGAUGGCUUCCUGCAUCUUAUCUUGAUCAGAGACUGCCACCAUGCGCUCUAUCUUUGGCACCUUACUCAGCUGGCCAGAAAAGGUGGAAAUCCAAUGGAUUUCAAGUUUGUGGAACAUCACAAGACUACAGCUUUUACAUUCACUUCAUUUGGUGAUCAAAGUGUUUGGAAUUUGGAUGGGGAGCUGUUUGAAGCACACCAACUUUCAGCACAAGUAUUUCGUGGCCUUAUAUCCUUGUUUGCUUCUGGCCCUGAAGUUUGAAUUAGGUAUUCUUAUACAAUAUACUCUUCUCUACUCCUUUCGAGUUUUGUAAACGAAAGAAGAAUAUGGUUCGUUUUUCAGUCGGGGUCGAAUGAAAUAUACCAGUCUUUGAAAGGAUGUGAUUACUGUGAAUGUACAAUUUGCAUUAUUUAAAGCAUGCUUGGUAACAUCUUUGUUUCUUGUUUCCAAAGUUAUGCUUAUUUGCUAAUAAAUUUUUUGCUUGUUUCGUAA
This is a messenger RNA of Cucumis melo (muskmelon), 2213 nucleotides long. RefSeq names its product ceramide kinase. The coding region runs from base 216 to 1982 and encodes 588 amino acids. NCBI's taxonomy places the organism in Eukaryota, Viridiplantae, Streptophyta, Magnoliopsida, Cucurbitales, Cucurbitaceae. Gene Ontology annotation, molecular function: kinase activity. The transcript has 12 exons. The record is from RefSeq and is a predicted model, not a curated record.